This is a messenger RNA of Cordyceps fumosorosea ARSEF 2679, 948 nucleotides long. Its product is annotated as phosphatidyl synthase. The transcript is spliced from 4 exons. Lineage: Eukaryota; Fungi; Ascomycota; Sordariomycetes; Hypocreales; Cordycipitaceae. The record is from RefSeq and is a predicted model, not a curated record. Bases 1 to 948 code for a protein of 315 amino acids. Gene Ontology annotation, biological process: cardiolipin biosynthetic process. Gene Ontology annotation, cellular component: mitochondrion; membrane. Gene Ontology annotation, molecular function: cardiolipin synthase activity.
AUGCUCUCUUUGCAGGCCGGGGCCAUUGGCCGGACGGCCUUGCGCAGGACGACUCUCCUCGUGCGGCCGGUGUCGUCCUCUUGGCCGUCGGGCGCUGCCGCGCGGAUGCUGUCCUCUUCGCCCCUCCCGCGGCCGCUAGGCCGGGCCAAACUCGGCCUCGUCGUGCCCACGCUGCGCCGAGAGACCUCCUCCAAGCCUCCCAUCCCCACGCGUAAACCGCAGCCUCCUACCAACGCCCACGACGAAGCGGCUCGAAUACCCACGAGCUCGGCGCCGUCGUCACCGUCGGCAUCGCCCGGCGCUGGCGGUCCGCUGGCCGACCCGACUCUGCACGAGGACAUUUACACGCUGCCCAAUAUCCUCACCAUGUCCCGGCUGGUCGCGGCGCCGGUCAUCGGAUACUUUGUGCUGCACGACUCGCAUGCGUGGGCGGCCGGGCUGCUGGCCUACGCCGGCGUGACGGACCUCCUCGAUGGGUGGAUCGCGCGCCGGUGGAACCGCAAAACGGUCGUCGGGACGGUGAUCGACCCGAUGGCCGACAAGGUGCUCAUGACGGUCCUGACAGUGUGCCUUGCCGUCAAGGGAGCGUUGCCAGUAUGGGUGGCGAGCAUUAUCCUCGGCAGAGAUGUCGGGCUCGCCAUCGCGGCCAUUUACUUUCGCUGGAUAUCGCUCCCGCCGCCGAAGACGUUCACGCGCUACUGGGACUUUUCCCUGCCCUCGGCGGAGGUCCGGCCGACCACGAUCAGCAAGUAUAACACGUUCCUGCAGCUAGCUCUUGUUGGCGUGACGACUGCGGCGCCUCUGGUGCCUCUGGACCUGUCGCAGGCUUUGUCGAUCAUGCAAUAUGUUGUGGCUGCGACGACGAUAUGGAGCGGUGCGAGCUACGUGUAUACGAAGGAUGCUGUAAAGAUCCUCGGUGCGCCGAAGAAGCAGAAGAAUAAGCAAUAA